This is a messenger RNA of Zootoca vivipara (common lizard), 4796 nucleotides long. RefSeq names its product complement C1r (gene C1R). Gene Ontology annotation, molecular function: calcium ion binding; serine-type endopeptidase activity. The record is from RefSeq and is a predicted model, not a curated record. Gene Ontology annotation, biological process: zymogen activation; complement activation. Gene Ontology annotation, cellular component: blood microparticle; extracellular region. NCBI's taxonomy places the organism in Eukaryota, Metazoa, Chordata, Lepidosauria, Squamata, Lacertidae.
AGCAAAAAGGAUGUCUGUAGUUCAGUAACAAAUGGAGCAAGGGCAUUCUUUCAUCUUAAAGCGGAUGGUGAUGAUGCAGAGCAAGUUAAGAAUGCGAAGCAGGAUGCAUCCUCCUGGAGCCUUGUAAAGCAUCGCUCAGAGUGGCAGCAGAAAUCUCGGGCAUGGUUUACGAAAAAUGGGGGUUCAGCCGUCUUAGCAUGUUUAAUUCUUAUUCCUAUGGGGAGCAGAAUUACUGAGAAAGAACCAAGGGUGCUUCCAGCUCCCAAGCAGAGACCACCAGAACGGGAGAGAGGAAGAGAGUUAACUCAAGUCUGGAAGCAUGCUCCUCCGACUCCUUCUGCAGGGAGCUUUGAUCUUCGGAGCUGUCAGUUCCACCCCAACUGCAAGGAAGCUCUUUGGGGAGAUCAGGUCCCCCAAUUACCCCAAGCCGUACCCAAACAACAAUGACAGUACCUGGGACAUUUCUGUGCCAAAGGGCUUCAGAGUGAAGCUGAAUUUCUGGCAGUUCGAUCUGGAGCCAUCCGAGGACUGCACUUACGAUUACGUCAAGAUCACGGCCAACAAGAAAGACUUAGGCCGGUACUGCGGCCAGCAAGACUCAACCACCGGCAACCACCCUGGAGGCAAAGAGAUUUUGUCGGCCGGGAACCGAAUGCGGCUACUGUUCCACUCUGACUUCUCCAAUGAAGAAAAUGGCACCAAUGUCUUCUACAAGGGCUUCCAGGCUUAUUAUCAAGCAGUGGACUUGGAUGAGUGCGCCCUUGAAAACGACGUUGAAGAUGGCGCACCUCGGUGCCAGCACUUCUGCCACAACUACAUAGGGGGCUACUUCUGCUCUUGUCAGCCCGGCUACCGUCUCCAGAGUGACCAACAUUCCUGUAAAGUGAAUUGCAGCAACGAACUGUUCACGGAGCAAUCCGGGUACUUGUCAAGCCCUGGUUAUCCUCAGCCCUACCCAGCUGAUUUGCGCUGUAACUACAGCAUACGAGUGGAGGCGGGCCUGCUCAUCACACUCAAAUUCCUGGAGCCUUUCGAAAUUGAUGAUCACCAGCAAGUCCACUGUCCUUAUGACCAGCUCAAGAUCCAAGUUGGUGGCGAAGAGGUUGGUGAGUUCUGUGGCACAAUGUCUCCAGGAAGUAUCGAAACCAAUGGCUCUUCGGUGGAUGUACUUUUCCACACGGAUGAUUCAGGAUACAGCCGUGGGUGGAAGAUCCGGUACAGCACAGAAAGAGUCCCUUGCCCGCAGCCUGUUCCAAAUGAUGAGUUCACCAUCAUUCGAGACCUACAGCCGUCGUAUCAAUACCAGGACUACUUCAUUGCCAGCUGCAGGACUGGAUACCGGCUGAUGGAGGGCGACAAAGCACUGAAAUCCUUCACCGCUGUCUGCCAAAAGGAUGGGACAUGGCACCGCCCUAUGCCCCGAUGUGAAAUUGUGAACUGCGGCGAACCGAAAAGCCUGACCAAUGGGGACUUCAGCUAUGAGUCCCAGCCGAACAAUAACGAAUACCUGUCAGUUGUUAAGUACAGCUGCAAAGAACGCUAUUACCGCCUUUUCAAUAAGGGAGGAGAUAUAUAUACCUGCUCUGCUAAGGGGUCUUGGAUAGACCAAGAUGACCAUGAGGACAUCCCCGUGUGCUUGCCAGUCUGUGGAAGGCCAGACAACCCCAUUGUAAAAAUCCAACGGGUUAUUGACGGCCAAGAGGCGCCACCAGGCAGCUUCCCAUGGCAAGCGAAAACAUUCGUCACUGGCCGUGGAGGCGGCGCAUUGCUGGGUGACCGCUGGAUCUUGACCGCCGCACACACUUUAUACCCCAAGAGGAGCAGUGCAUCUCGGAUGGCUCAGAGCCCUGAGCACUCCGAGGUGAUUGAGAAGACUCAAGUCUUCCUGGGCCACACGGACGUGGAGGAGCUCAUAAAGCUGGGCAAUCGCCCCGUCCGCAAAGUUUACAUCCACCCAGCGUACAACCAGGACCUUGAUGAGAACUUUGACGGGGACAUUGCCCUUCUGGAGCUGGAGGACCCAGUGACACUUGGCCCCAACGUGCUGCCAAUCUGUCUCCCGGAUCCAGGGAACAGCACCUUCUACGCUCAAGGAUGGAUGGGUUAUGCCAGUGGCUUCGGAGUAGAGAGGAACAUCCUUGCUCACAAGCUAAAAUAUGUACCGAUUCCAGUAGCAAGACGUUUAUCCUGUCAGCAGUGGCUGAAAGGGAAGAAGAUUGGUGACCAGGACCCAGUCUUCACUGAGAACAUGUUUUGUGCAGGUUCCCUUCACGAAGCAAAAGAUACCUGUGAGGGCGACAGUGGAGGGGCCUUUGCUGUGCGCGACCCGGAGACUGGGCGCUGGGUGGUCUCUGGGAUUGUUUCUUGGGGCAUCGAUUGCGGCAAAGGCUAUGGCUUUUACACCAAAGUUAUGAACUACCUGGACUGGAUCAAGGGCAUAGUGGGGAAGGAUUGGGUCUCAAUGCAAGGGUCAGAUUAACAUAUGGGAAUAUAAGCAUCCGUUGUGAUUCAAUCAACGGAAGCUCCCGCCAUUUUGGAAAGAAAUGUCACCUCCAAUGUAUUGUUUCAUAGCUCCUUCCCAGGAAUGAAUAAGUAGGACCUUAACUCAUGGUUUAGCAAAUACUCUUCAUUAAUCAAUCUAAGGUUGAGCUGGUUGAUAUAACAAUCAAAGAAAUGAGAGCUUGUUUGAAACUGUGUUGAUGUAAUAAUUGCUAAAAUAUUUCUGUACUACUUGCUUUAGUAAUGGACAGAUAAAAACAACGUAUUGUAUUCCUGCAUCACUAUCCCCAAAGGAGCACAGCAUGGCUUUGAUUACAUCCUUGUGCUAGGAAGAAUGCUAGUUUCUUGUGGUUAAUAAGGCAGCUGCAUAAGUUGUCAGUGGAUCCAAAUAUGUCAGGCAGGGAUGGCUGUCACAAGGGAUAGUCAGGGACACUAAAUUCAGGAUCAAUUCCAUUCUCCAAAGGAUGGUCGAGGAGCCUGAAUCUGACAUCCUCUCCUCCUCCAUUUUAUAAUAUGUUUUAUUGAAUUUCCACAAAUUUCACAUAAAUUUCCCAUACAUAAUAAUUUUUCUUCUGUUUUAUUGACUUCCCAUCCCAUUUUCCCAUGCGGUUUUUUAUACUUAUUGCCACAACUUAUCUUUGCUCUUCUAUACUACAUAUAGCCAUAAUACAAUAGUCUCUAAUUAUUUCUGGUGUUCAUAGUUCAAAUCCUGCUCACAAAUCCUUCACAUUAUAAUAUUUCUUUAAAUACCAUAGUCCAAAAAGGGCUUCCUUUCUUCCAUCCUCCUCCAUUUCUUAAAGGUAACGGUAAAUGUAAAGGUACCCCUGAUCUUAAGGUCCAGUUGCGGACGACUCUGGGGUUGUGGCGCUCAUCUCGCUCUAUAGGCCGAGGGAGCUGGCGUUUGUCCACAGACAGCUUCCGGGUCAUGUGGUCAGCAUGACUAGCCGCUUCUGGCAAACCGGAGCAGCGCAUGGAAACACCGUUUACCUUCCCGCCGGAACGGUACCUAUUUAUCUACUUGCACUUUAACAUGCUUUUGAACUGCUAGGUGGGCAGGAGCUGGGACCGAGCAACAGGAGCUCACCCCCAUAGCUGCCAAGUUUUCCCUUUUCUCGCAAGGAAGCCUAUUCAGCAUAAGGGAAUUUCCCUUAAAAAAAGGGAUAACUUGGCAGCUAUGCUCACCCCGUCGUGGGGAUUUGAACCGCCAACCUUCUGAUCGGCAAGCCCUAGGCUCUGUUGUUUAGACCACAGCGCCACCCGCGUCCCCGUCCUCCAUUUCUUAGGCUCAUCUAAAAUAAAGUCAUUGCCGCCACCUAGCAGUGAGUUUUACACUAAUGUUGGCAAUGGAUGAGGAACAACAAAAAAAGCCUGGUGUGCUUAUUCUGCCUUUAACAGGAGAAUGGCCCACAAAAAUUAGCAGCUGAUACUUUUCACAGUUUGGAGGAAAUCAUUCCCUGUUAAUGUCUGCAAGCUACUGUUAAAGGCACAGCUACAGUUGCUAGUUCAAAUGUUGCCAACCCUACUUCACUUUUGGGGAUUCCUGGGCUAUGGCAUUCAAACACCAAAUAGAGGUUUAAGUGUAGAACAUCUCUAACCACUUUUGAGCUCAAUCCCACCACCCGAUACAAAUAAAACAUUUCUCCAUGCCUCGAUUCAAACUUGUUAGGACUACUGAGAGCUAGAUAAAAUGGCUUCACAUUGUGCCCAGGCUACAACUGGGCUCUUUGUGGUUAAGGGGUAACUAAGGACUGAUUCACACAUGCAUAUUUAUCGCUUGGUGACUGCCCCAUCCAAACUUUCAUGUUUCAAUGGAGCCAUGACAGAUCUAAUAUGACACACAUAACUUUCACAUCUUAAUGCUUUUGAAGGGGGGGGGCUGAUGAUCACACAGUCGUCAAGUGUACAGUACUCAAGUGAUAAAUGUGAAUCUGUGAGUCAGGCUUUAGCCCAGUUGGUUUUCCUUUAAAAGGUUAUUAUUAGUCAUACUUCUCCAAAGAACCUACUUCACUACUAGUCAUAUUAUCUGCUGAUGUUUUUUUCCUAAUGCAACUACUCUACUCUACUGGGUAAAGCUAUAUUAGUGCAAUACUUUUAAUCCAACUCUUGAUGGUGCAAUCCAGACUUCUAGAUCAAGAACCUGUCCCACUAUGGGCUAAGAGAUUCUUGGCCACAUCUUAUGUGCACCCCAAAGAAUGCUCCUUCAUAAAUGUAAAUUUGCAUUUACCGCGUCACAAAACUAGCAUUCUACAAAUAUUAAAAUUACUGCUGCACAAAACUUUGGGUUCUAUUUUAAGACU